CAGCCAAUCAGAAUCCACGACUUUUGCCGCUGUUUAGGGCGCCAUGUUUCAAUGGACAAAAACUUUUAUCAAAAUAUUUGCUGUAAUAUCGAUUUUAGUCGGCAUUAAACGAGUUUUACCAUCGGUGACGGAUCAACAAAUAUUUGCGGAUCGUUUAUUACUCGUACUCAGUCAUUUUAUGUCAGUAUUGUUGCGGCAUGAGUUUGUGAGACACUAAUGCGUCUCAUAGAAACACUUGAUUCGGGAUUAUGAUGUUUCUUUAGGACUGAGGCGACUCUAUCAAAGCUUUAAAGAUCAGCAGGAUGUCCAUUGAUUUUGACAGUGCAGCUUUACAAACCCAGCAGGAGGAAGAGGAGUAUGAUCAGGAAGACUACGCCAGAGAACAAGAGCUCCACAAGCUCCUGACUGAUCUCCCUGAUGAUAUGCUGGAUGACAGCGUAGACUGCUCCUCACCUGAGCUCGACCGAUCCACCUGCAGUCACCCAGAAGACAAGAACAGACCGCAGCAUGCCUGGAAUGUGCCACAAUGGGAGCAUCCAAGACCCUCUUCCCAUGAGGAACACUAUGAGGAGUACGACCAAGCCUCUUAUCAUGAGGACUACAGCUACAGGAGUCACACGUCUCAGAGCAACAGUCACCCACAUCACCUACAGACCGGGACAGAACAUUUACCCACCAGCUGGGACCCACAGAACUACCAGUACCAGAACGUAGACUAUGCACACUCAUCCGCAGGCACGGACGAGUCCCACGGCACUGACUUCUCCACUGGGGACGGGGCGGAACAGGACGCGUACCCUCAUAACGCUCUUCAACAUGGGGCAGGUUACCCUGGAGAUGAGGCACAAGUCCAUGGAGAGCAGAACAACAUCAGAAAACACUUUCAGGUUUUUGGCAAUGGAGAAGCUAGGAACAAAAACACUGAUGCCUACAAGGCCAGUUACCAUCCACAUCAACCUUCAAACCAGCCCAAGAUGUUCAGUCCUCAAGUGACCAGUCAGAAUGGCCACUUUGACCAGAUUCAGAGGGACUUCCUGGACUCAACUCAGAAUACAGCAGACGGUCAGCAGCUGGCGCAGCUUCAGAUUUUAAACCGAGCUCAAUCCAGACAGAUCGAGGAGCUGGAACAGAAACUAGAGGACUGCAGGAGGAGGAUGAGAUAUCUGGAGCACCAGUUUGCCAUUGUGAAGGAUGAGAAAGACGGUCUGAGCACAUCACUGAAGGAGUCCAGUGCACUAGUUGAGGAGGCGAAAGAGAGAGAAGCGCAGCUGCAGGGGAGAGUCAGAUCUCUGGAGAAACAGAUCCAGUCUCUCUCAGACAGAGAGCAAGAGAGCCUAAAGCAGCAGCGUGUGGCUGAGGCGGCGAUGGACAGCAUGAAGCAGCAGAUGAUGGAUCUGUGUCGCUCAGACACUCUGACACGAGCUCGUGAGCAGCACGAUAGAGACAUGGCCGCCAUCCGCGAGCAGUAUGAAGCCAAACUGCUCACCCUACAGCAGAAACUAGACGCACAAUCACAGAGUCUGAACGAGCAGGCGGAGGCAGGCCAGCGGCUGAUGGAUCAGGUCCGGCUGCUGGAGCGUCAGAGGGAAGAGGAUCAGGUGGACAGAGCCUCCGUCAUCAACACCCUCUCACAGCGCCUGGAGGAGAGCCAGCAGCAGUGUGCCAAACUGCUCCACACUGGCUCUGUUCAAGAGAUGAGUCAGUUACAGAUGAAGCUCCAGCAGGCUCAGUCUGCCCGCGCUAUCAGUGAAGACAUCAACAAAGCCUUGCAGGACGAGAUGACUGAAUUAAAGGAGCAGAUAAAUCUGUAUGAGUCUGCUAUUAAACAUGGAGCCCUGCAGUCUAAUGGAGACUGGGAGAACCAGAUGUCUGAGUCCUACGUGGACCUGGGGAUCAAGAAGUCCAAGUGGAGAAAUGGACGAAUCCACAGCACACCUCAUAUUGCAGAAGCAGGAGACUCUACCCUGCUGAAGGAGGAUGUGGUGCGAGAGCUGAAGAGCGAGCUGCAGCGCUGCCUGAGUCACCUGAAGACCAAGCGUCUGAAGAUCUCUGAGCUGCAGGAGGAGCUGCGACGCUCUCAGACUAGAGCAGAACAGCAGCAGACGCAGCUAGAGCAGGCUGAGAGAACCAUACGGGACUAUAAGGUGAGGGAGAGCAGCUUGGAGAAACACCUGGAAACAUCACACAUGACUGCCGCCCCUCACAAAGACCUCAUCAGACUGCAGGAGGAGCGGCAGGUGCUGCAGGAGAGAGUGGAGGCUCUGGAGAAGAGGAAUCAGGAGCUGAAGCAGAGUGAAGAGAAGGUGAAGGCUGCCAAUUCUGAGCUCUGCACCAAGAUGAGGGAGAUGAUCCAGGAGCUGGACCAGGAGAAACAGGAAGCAGCAGAGAGGGAUGAGAGGACUCAGCAGCAGUUCAGGGAUGACGUGGUGAAUCGUGUCCGGGAGGAGCUCACACAGGAGCACACGGCUCACAUAGAGCAACUCUCCAGCCAGCAUCAGCAACACAUCCAACAGAUCGAGUCAAAGCUGGCUGAUCUCAGUCAAGAGGUGUUAGCUGUGCAGGAAUGCUACAUUUCUGUUUGCAAAGAGAAGGACAAGCUGGAGGAAAAUCUGCAAAACAAGCUUGAAGAACAGACGAGACUGAAAGAAAAUGAGUUAAAGAGGCGAGAGGAGAGCGAGGCUGCUCUGGAGAGACUGAGGUCUGAUCUGGAGCAUCAGCAUCAGGAGGACGUGUCUCGGCUCAAAGCCCAGUGGAAGACAGAAACGCAGGCAGAGAUUGAGCUGCGGGUCAGAGAGCAGCUGGAAACGGCCAGAAAGAGCUGGCAGCAGGAGCAGGAGACGUUGGAGCAGUCGUGGGCUCAGAGGUUACAGGAGGCUGAGGAAGAGGUCAGGAGGGCCAGGCAGUCAGACACCCGUGAGGGAGCGUGUCAGACCAGCUCCUCUGAGACGGCGGAGCAGCUGGAGGUCCGGCUCAGCGCUCAGAGGGAGACCCUGCAGCAGGAGGCUGUGACGGCCCAGGACAGAGCCGUGGAGGAAGCAGUACGACACGCUCAGAGAGAGAUGCAGCAGAAACACACUGAUGACAUCACACUACAGGUUGAAGGUGCGAUAUCAAGGGCUCGUUCUCGAUGGCUCCAGGACUUGACCUCCCUCGCAGAGUACAAAAGCAGCCUGCAGACAGAGAAAGAUGAGUGGGAGCGACUUCAACAGCAGCAUGUCCAGGAACAGGUGUCCUCGGCUGUGAAGGCAGUGGAGGAAAGGUGGCAGGACACGCUCCGCACCAAAUGCGCUGAACUGGAGCAGUGUAACGUGAGAAAAAGUGAGCUCCAGGAGGAAGUGCUUACCCUCAGCACCCAACUGGAGCGUGCGUGUCAGGAGCAGGCUGGCCUCAUGAAAGCAGAGCUGGCUGCGGCCCGAGACGUUUGGAUCAGAGAAAAGCAGGAGGAGAUGUCCCGCCUCAGGGCGCAGCUCCAGAGAGAGCAGAAGCAGAAAUUACAAGCCGUCUUGGAGCAGAACCUGGAGCAAACCGACAAAGAAAGAGACACAGAGCUGCAGAAAACUCUCAGACAAAAGGAGCAGGAGUGGAGAGAUCAACAAGAGAUCAGACUGCAGCAGGAGAAGCAGCGGGUGCUGGAGGAGGUGCUCGGUGAUCUAAAGGAGGUGCUGCAGGAGGGAGUGGAGAGGAGAGAGAGCGGAGAAGAACUGAAGCUCAGCAGUGCACCAGGAAACAUUAGAUCCAGAGUCUGGGAGAUCUGCAGAGAGUCACUCAGUCGAACCAUCAACCAAGCCAAGCAGGAGUGGAAGAAGAGCAGCGAAGACAAGCUGAGACGUGUGCUGAAGGAAACCCAGGAGCGCCACGAGGCAGAGAUCGGUAAGACUCACAUCACGCACACCUCACACUGCUGGAUCAGCGCCUCUUCCCUCCUCACGCUUCCUCACCCUGCAGCUCAGAGGAAGCAGAGUGAAUGCACCGAGUCUCUGGCCAAACUCCAGAAGAAGAAUCAAGAGCUCCAGAGACAUCUAGAGAAGGCCUGCCGGCAGCUCCAGAGGAGCGUACGAGAGCACAAAAACACCCUGCAGAAGAUGAAAGAUGAGCACGAGGCAGCCCUGCAGAAGGAGCAGCAGGAUCAUCUCAAAGCCCUUGAGGAACUGAAACAGACCUCGAAUGCAGAUGCACUUUCAGGCCGUUCAGUCAGCCAGCAGAAUCUUCAAGCAGGUCUUGAGGAAAUGAAGGAGCAAUACAUGAAAGCCGUGGAGAAAAUCAAAGGGGACAUGCUGCGUUACCUGCAAGAGAGUAAGGAACGGGCAGCAGAGCUGAUCAGAACUGAGGUGCUGAGGGAAAGACAGGACACGGCCAGACGCAUGCGCAGGAGCUACCUCACCUGCCUGCAGGAGCUGCUGGAGGACGGAGGCCAGGCCGCAGGAGCGGAGAAGAAAAUCAUAAAUGCUGCUAGCAAACUGGCCGCCAUGGCCAAAGUCCUCGAGACCCCGGUGGUCAAACGCAAGCUUUCGAGAACCCAGAACUCUCAAGGUGGAUCAGAAAAACUGGACAUUGAAACCAGCGGUUCUCCUGCUAAAGUCCUCGGAGCUGAAGCCCUCAAGGAUGGUAAGGACAAGCAGAUCCAUCAGGUCCACAAUCUAACGGACACCAAAUAUACAUCCAUAUCGGCUGAACAGAAAGCCGUCAAACCUAAAGCCCUCGAACCAGAUUCUCUCAAGUCUGCAUGUGGAUCUCAAGACACUUUUACGGUUGCUCAGGUAACUCCGAAGCACACACACUUUGCACACAAUAGAGCUUUUAACAGUGAUGUCAGGACCCCUAAUGUCACACUGAGAAAACAGAGCAGGGAAAUGUUCAUGGAGGGUUUUGGAGAACCACCAUCGGUCCAGCCCUUCCUGAUCAAAGAAGCUCCCGUUCGGGAUGACGGGCACAGUGACUGGAGUUUAACCAGUAACGGCUCCAACUUCAUCGACAACAUUCACCUGACCUCCUCCUAUCCAGAACCUGGGAAGCUGUUCUCUGUUAACGGUGGGUUGGACUUUGGAAGCUCCAUCGGUGAUAACUCUGAUGUUACGAUGUACAAGGAGUUUGUUCAGCCUCUGUCUUACUCUAAACCCAAUGUGUGUGUGGACAGGAGAACAAAUAAACACAGAGAGCCGAUCCCUGGAUCUGAGGGACAUGGUGUCCGGAAAAAGUGUCCAAAGAGCUUAUUUUCAGAGUUGAAAGUGCGUCAGCAGGACAGUGGGUUCGACAGCCCAUUGGCACUGCCUCAGAAAUGAAGUUUGGAUUUGUUUGUACCUGAGCAAACAUAUUUUUGUAUUUAAAAGAGUUAAGCUUGUGCAAUGUUUUGUUUUGUUUUUUGUACGUGUUUGAGCCAAACGUCUUAGCAGUUGUACUGUCCGUGCAUGAAUUUGUUACUUCUUAACUUAAUAAAGCAACCUAGUUUUACAUUUAA
This is a messenger RNA of Cyprinus carpio (common carp), 5455 nucleotides long. Its product is annotated as centrosomal protein of 152 kDa-like. Gene Ontology annotation, biological process: centriole replication. The record is from RefSeq and is a predicted model, not a curated record. NCBI's taxonomy places the organism in Eukaryota, Metazoa, Chordata, Actinopteri, Cypriniformes, Cyprinidae. Gene Ontology annotation, cellular component: centrosome.